Xenopus laevis (African clawed frog) is the source of this 2086-nucleotide messenger RNA. It is a transcript of the gene ajap1.S, whose product is annotated as adherens junctions associated protein 1 S homeolog. The record is from RefSeq and is a predicted model, not a curated record. The coding region runs from base 133 to 1308 and encodes 391 amino acids. The transcript is spliced from 7 exons. NCBI's taxonomy places the organism in Eukaryota, Metazoa, Chordata, Amphibia, Anura, Pipidae.
GCACAAAUGGAGAAGUGCUUAAACAUCUGAUCUUUUGGGGGUUUGAAACGUGACCAUGUGGAUAACACAGCUUUUAGGAAUCAGGACAAGGGACUCAACAAGAAUCUUCACUAUUUCUAACCCAGUGCAGCAAUGCCACCAUCCUAUGUUCUUCAUUUUUUAUCAGGCCAUUCAUUAGGAAGCCAUGCUUGGAUUUUAAUAGCCAUUUUUCAACUUGCCAUGGAUUUCAUUAUUUGUGAAUCAGGAUCCCCAGGCAAAGCAUACAAACAUUUACAAAGACCUUCACUAGUACAUAGGACACAUAAGGUUGCUUUGUGGAGUCCAAAAGAAAUGCUAAAACUGAGGAACCAGAAACAUUAUUGGAAUCCUAUUAAUUAUGAACGUUCUGUUUUGCCAAUAGAAAGGAAACAUUAUAAAACAUAUCAUAAAGACCAUGCAAACAUAAUUUUUUCUAGAAAUGUGCCAUUAAAAAACUCUAUCAUGGAAAACUCACAUUAUUCAUCAGAACAAAUAAAAAGCACUGUCAAAAUGACAAAUCUGAAUAGGAGUAAGCGACAGCUCCAAAGCUGGGACAACUUGAAACGUUUUUUGGAUAGUGAAAGUCAGCUAACGACAGUCUCUGAAUUUAUUUUAUGGGGACCAACAGGGGAUGAUGACGUUGUGGUGUCAAGCACAUUCCCUGGAAUUUAUGAGACCACAAAAACCUCUACUGUUCAAGCCAGGACAACUUUGUUGGAAACAACAACUACCACAAUAGCUUCCACAACCACAAAUGUCAAAGUCACUACAUUACAAAACCCAGGGAUUCAUCGAAAGAAAGCCCCUGGUAGGAUUAGCACAGCUGACCCAAAUCCAGGUAAUGGAAAGACUGCACGACCACCAAGGAUACCCAAUGAAUCUUCAGGUCUAGCGGUACACCAGAUUAUUACCAUCACUGUUUCCCUAAUCAUGGUCAUUGCAGCAUUGAUAACAACACUCGUCUUGAAAAAUUGCUGUGCACAAAGUGGAAAUGCCAGGCGUAACAACCACCAGAGGAAGAUAAAUCAGCAAGAAGAAAGUUGUCAGAACUUGACUGACUUUACUCCAGCUAGUGUUCCCAGCAAUAUGGAUAUAUUCACAGCAUACAAUGAAACUCUUCACUGCUCCCAUGAAUGCAUAAGGACGCCCGUACCUGUAUACACAGAUGAGGCUUUGUAUCAAACUGGAGCAUUUAAGACCACAUUCAAUGGCAAUAGACCCACUUCUUCUGAUCGUCAUCUUAUACCUGUGGCCUUUGUGUCUGAGAAAUGGUUUGAAAUCUCCUGCUGACUGGCUGAAGUCUGUUUUUCUUCCUGAGGGCAGACGCCAUGUUUCUAUUUCCUGGAUUCCAUUAGUAAACCUGUAAGAUUCACAGGUGUCUGCUCUGUUUGCCAUUGGAACUCAAAAUAAAAAAACUGUAUGGACAGAUAUGUAUUUUUAUAAAAAUAUGUUAACCUACAGACGCUGUACUUUUUCCUUAAAGAAUAUUUUUUUUUUGGAAUAAAAGAGAAAAAAAUAACGUUCAGCUACUGAAAAGAAAUUCUUUAAUAAAAGACUGACAAUGUGAAUUUUGGAGGUCUGGACUGUGAUUUUUGAACCUGUGCCAAUAAUACCAAUAUGUGCCAUGAAAUGAUGUGGAAGAUUUCAUUCAAAAAAGAAGUUAAGUAUGCUUUAAAUAAUACCAGAUAAAAGGAUUUGGUGAUCUAUUUCUGAGCAUAAACAUUGUAUUAAGGCAGUAAAUCCAUUCAUAAAUAUACAUUUUUGUAAUGUAGCAUCAUUUUUAACUGUUAUUAUUUAAAAAAAAAAUCAAUGUUCAGAUCAUAGUCGCAAAUCUGUCAAAUAAAAAUAAGACUUUUUAUACGACCAGUAUUUAAGAAUGAAUAAGAAAUAAACUUCUGGCUUGCUUUUAUACUGCUGUAAUUCUACAAAAAGUAUAUGCAAUGAAAUGUGUUUUGGAGGAUAUUUUUGAUGAAGGAUUGUUUUGAUUUAUCUUUCACUUUUAAAAAAUUAUUUUGUUUGAAAAUUGGAAAUGAAAGUAAAUUAUUAUUGCAGAGGCCAGAGAGAGAGA